Messenger RNA from Parastagonospora nodorum SN15, 2490 nucleotides. RefSeq lists its product as hypothetical. Gene Ontology annotation, biological process: double-strand break repair via break-induced replication; DNA replication; mitotic DNA replication initiation. The transcript is spliced from 2 exons. The coding region runs from base 1 to 2490 and encodes 829 amino acids. Lineage: Eukaryota; Fungi; Ascomycota; Dothideomycetes; Pleosporales; Phaeosphaeriaceae. Gene Ontology annotation, molecular function: single-stranded DNA binding; single-stranded DNA helicase activity; 3'-5' DNA helicase activity. Gene Ontology annotation, cellular component: MCM complex; nucleus. The record is from RefSeq and is a predicted model, not a curated record.
AUGGCUUCCUCUCCGCCCAUGCUGCCCCAAGACGACGAAGCCAACCUCCUAGACGACGAUGACGUGAUGCGCGAUGUUGACGACUUGGACGAGGAGGUUGAAGAAGCAGAGGGCAUCGACCUGUUUGCAGACGACUUCGAGAACGAUUACAGAGCCCGGGAGAACGAUGCCUAUGAAGGCGAAGGCAUUGAUGACGAAGGAGACUACGAUGACCUUGAUCUUGCUUCGAGACGUGAGCUUGAUCGCCGCCUGAAUCGUCGCGAUCAAGAAGCCAGACGCCGUAUGCCAGCUGCAUUUCUUCCAGAUGAAGACGAACAAGACGGCCUGGCCGAUCUCAUGGGUCGUCGUCGUGUGAGGAGACAUCGCUACGACGAGGAGGAUGAAAUGGACAUGGGAGACGACAUCAUGAAUGAGGAGCUGUCGCUUGAAGCGCUCACCGAUGUGAAGGCCAACACAUUGACCGACUGGGUUGCUCAACCCCGAGUUGCCAAGACCAUCGCUCGCGAGUUCAAAUCCUUCCUGACCGAAUACACGGAUGAGCAUGGGACUUCAGUCUAUGGUACCCGCAUCAAGACUCUUGGUGAGGUCAACACCGAGUCUCUAGAGGUUUCUUUCGACCAUCUUGCUGAGCAGAAAGCCACCCUGGCCUUCUGGCUUGCCAAUACGCCCACUGAGAUGCUCAGGAUUUUCGACCAAGUGGCCAUGGAGGUCGUGCUGAUACACUAUCCUGAGUACGAGCGCAUCCAUGCUGAGAUCCAUGUUCGCAUCACCGACGUCCCGGUCCAGUAUACUCUCCGCCAACUCCGUCAAUCACAUUUGAACAGUUUAGUCCGUGUUAGUGGUGUUGUUACUCGCCGAAGCGGAGUCUUUCCCCAGCUCAAAUAUGUCAAGUUUGAUUGCACCAAGUGCGGUGUCACACUCGGACCGUUUCACCAGGACUCAAACGUCGAAGUCAAGAUUUCUUUCUGCCAGAAUUGCCAGUCGCGUGGUCCGUUCACAGUCAACUCUGAGCGCACGGUGUACCGAAAUUACCAGAAGCUGACCCUGCAAGAGUCGCCAGGAACGGUCCCAGCUGGUCGUCUACCUCGUCACCGCGAGGUCAUCCUACUCUGGGAUCUGAUCGACUCUGCAAAGCCGGGUGAGGAGAUUGAAGUGACUGGUAUCUACCGAAACAACUACGACGCCGCACUAAACAACAAGAACGGUUUCCCGGUUUUUGCGACGAUUCUUGAGGCCAAUUAUGUCGUUAAAUCGCAUGACCAGCUGGCUGGUUUCCGACUCACAGAAGCGGACGAGCAAGAGAUUCGAAAACUGUCAAAAGACCCCAAAAUCGUUGACAAAAUUAUCGACUCAAUUGCACCCAACAUUUACGGACAUACCGAUAUCAAGACGGCUGUGGCUCUCUCGCUCUUUGGUGGUGUUAGCAAGGUGGCCCCUGGCCGCCACUCAAUCCGUGGCGACAUCAACGUCCUACUUCUCGGAGAUCCCGGUACAGCAAAGUCUCAAGUCCUGAAGUUCGUCGAGAAGACUGCCCACCGUGCUGUUUUUGCAACAGGUCAAGGUGCUUCUGCUGUUGGUCUUACAGCCUCUGUCCGUCGAGACCCAAUGACUAGCGAAUGGACAUUGGAAGGUGGAGCACUUGUGCUAGCUGAUAAAGGCACUUGCCUGAUUGACGAGUUUGACAAGAUGAAUGAUCAAGACAGAACAUCCAUCCACGAGGCCAUGGAGCAGCAGACUAUUUCCAUCUCCAAGGCAGGUAUUGUCACUACACUACAAGCACGAUGCGCGAUCGUGGCAGCUGCUAAUCCUAUUGGCGGUCGUUACAAUUCGACGAUUCCCUUCUCGCAGAAUGUGGAGCUGACCGAGCCCAUCUUGUCUCGAUUCGACAUUCUGUGCGUAGUCCGCGAUACUGUGGACCCAGCCGAGGACGAACGUCUUGCGAAAUUCGUAGUCAAAUCACACGGCCGAGCACAUAAUACCGUAAAUUCUUCAUACGGUUUCUCAGACAAAGGCAAGGCUUCGCAGAACGGCGCAACCCAGAGUGGUGAAGGCGAAGAUGGUAUGGAAGUCGACUCCGAAUCUCAAAUACGAGCUGGCGAGAUUCCGCAAGAGCUGCUGCGAAAGUACAUUCUGUACGCACGAGAAAACUGCCAUCCCAAGUUGUACCAAAUCGACCAAGACAAGGUUGCUCGUCUCUUCGCAGACAUGCGCCGCGAAUCCAUGGCAACUGGGGCUUACCCAAUUACAGUCCGUCAUCUCGAAGCUAUCAUGCGUAUUGCGGAAUCUUUCUGCAAGAUGCGCCUGUCAGAUUACUGCUCUUCCUUGGACAUUGAUCGAGCCAUUGCUAUUACAGUCGAGUCGUUCAUUGGAUCGCAAAAGGUCAGCGCCAAGAAAGCUCUUCAGCGGACGUUUGCAAAGUAUACGCUCAAUAGGCCUGGUGCUGUCCGCGCCCCUGCACGUGGAGGUCGACAGACAAGGGCAGCUGCUUAG